GGAAACUUGUUCAUUUGCAGUCGCACGUCACUGAGGAGGGAUGCACUUUUAACUGCGCGACCGAGGGCAAGUUUUGAGGACAACCCGUGUGGAUAUCUGAGUAGAAAUGGAUCGAGCCAAGUGCGACGCUAAGGAUAUGUACUUGAGUAAAGCUGGGAGAUGCUGCGAUCGCUGCCCAGCAGGUCAGUUUGAGAUCACGCGCCAUCUGUCCGACUGGGUCUUCUCACGCUCGCUUUUCGCCGCCCUGUGUUCACCCCGGCCAGGAAAAUUUGUGCGAGCCGACUGCGACCACUCCAGGCAGACUCAGUGCGACGACUGCGGACGGGAACGCUACACGGCCACUAGAAAUCACCUCACGAGCUGUCUUCUGUGCAAGUUGUGUAGUGCAAGCGACAACCAGAUGACGGAGAAGGAGUGCAAGGCAGACCAGGACACAGUCUGCAAGUGUGUGUCGGGCUUCUACUGCAACGGGCAUGCCUGUGACCACUGCCUGCCCGCGACCUCCUGCCCUUCGGGCUCAGGGGUCAAAGUUCAAACUAGCAAGGCCAACGAUACCAUCUGCGCUCCGUGUGUAAAUGGAACUUACAGCAACGUGUUUGACUCCCACUCGCCCUGCCAAACACACACCAGAUGUGAGGACUUGGGUCGAGUGCUGAAAACGGCAGGAACCUCGACGGCCGACGCCAUCUGUGGGGAGUUCAAAUCUGACUGCCCGUGGCUUUUACCUGCAGGCUUGUGGCUGGGCUUUGUGCUGACUGUGCUGAUCGUACUUGUUGUUUUAGGGCUGAUGUGCUGGACGGCCAAACGCAAAUCACACAAAAUGGCCAGGCCAAACUUUCCCCCUGACAUGACGAGGACCCUCCCUGUGAGUUUGCUCGGACCUCCCCCGCAGACCGACAAAACUUUUGAUCAGUGCCAAAAGAGCGACGCGACAGAAGCCUGCCAGUUUACUCUGCUCAAUUUGGACGAAAGCGCAGUCAUCGGCGUGACGGAGCACCACAUAGACCUUCCGCUCACUCUCAUUACCAACCUGUCGGGCUACCACAACGGGACUGAUGUGUACGACCGUAACCACUCCGAACCGCAGGAGGACGAGUGGUGUGGAACAUGAGCGCAAUGAGCACUUGUGGGAGUUACUGUCCUCCCCUGCAUGAAUUUUAGUGGAAGUUCAUCUCACAGUCAUACGUGUUAACACUAGACGUGACUACGUGGCGGCCAUGUUGGAAAGGUCAACGUGCCCAUCGAAGGCAAUGCAGGGAUAUUGGAAUUAUGUUGUAACUUGCUCAUUUCUCAAUCGAUUUUCAUCAAAGUCGUUGCAUAGGCAAUCAAUACGUAACAUUUAACAAAAGCAACAACAAAAAAAAAUGGAACGGGACUCCCAGUUCCUUUGUGGUUAUAGUACUGCUUUUUCCACAACCAUACGUAGCUCUUUUUGGUUGUCUUAGUCCGCAAAUGGAACAUGAUACAUGUUACUGAUUUUUUUUUAAUCUCCCUUACUAAGGGGUGUCAUGGAGACGGAAAUCAAAAUGCCAAUGUGCCGAUAUAACCGGUGGCGUAGCUAGGCCAAUUUCAGGGGGGCUUCAGCAAAUUAUUGAUCUUCACCGUUAUCUAAGAAGAGUUUUUCAGUGGACCAUCAGCAAUUUCCGUCAGUUACGAUUGCCUAAAAUUUGAAAUCAUCAAUAACUUUUUGAAAAUGGUGCCUUGAAAAAAAUAGCUAAAUUGUAUGUAUGUUUAAAAAAAAUCUUGUUUUGUUUUACAUGACGCUGUUAUCACAUGAAUAAAAUGAUACUUUAUUUUUACUAUGCUCUGUUAUUCCCGAGCCUUUGGUAAAGCACACGCUAAUACAGUAUCUGUAUAAUUUCUUUUCCUUCUCUUAAACAUAUUUUGCUAUUUUAUUCUUUCACUGUUUUGAUAUUCCGGUACUCAAAGACCAACAAGUGCGUGUUUCUCCCGGACUCUGUACAAAAUCGAUGGAAUUUCAGGCACUUCUACGGAUAGUUUCAGGUUCCCUGUGGAACACUGUCACCCCCCCCCCCAACCCCCCACACACACACACACACACACACAAAUACAUUCAUGACAUUUGCAAUUUGACCGUUUCAAAAUUCCCACCAUUUUUUGUUAUGACACGGGUAUUAAUAGCAUUUCAGUGGCUAUAGGUCAAAUUAGAUCUGAAACACCCUCAAGGUACACCAACUUAGUUGCAUUUGCAUAAGAGAAUGACAUAAAAUAAUUUCACUUUCACGUAUAUUUGGUCACUUUAGGAAAAGCCAUCAAAUUUUAGAUCAAAUGGAUGUGAAGUUUGGAUGUUCUCUCAGUACUUCCUCCCAAUAUUCCAAAAAUAGGCAGGCUGGACUCAAAAUUGUCCAUAGCUGUGAUUGGCGAGCAACCAAAGAGCGGGAAACUCACAAUUUGGUGACAUCCAUGGACUCCACACUUGAGAUUUGGACUUUUUU
Messenger RNA from Syngnathoides biaculeatus (alligator pipefish), 2456 nucleotides. Its product is annotated as tumor necrosis factor receptor superfamily member 5. The transcript has 7 exons. Bases 107 to 1111 code for a protein of 334 amino acids. Gene Ontology annotation, biological process: defense response to protozoan; B cell activation; defense response to virus. The record is from RefSeq and is a predicted model, not a curated record. Gene Ontology annotation, cellular component: membrane; external side of plasma membrane; CD40 receptor complex. Gene Ontology annotation, molecular function: transmembrane signaling receptor activity; CD154 receptor binding; antigen binding. NCBI's taxonomy places the organism in Eukaryota, Metazoa, Chordata, Actinopteri, Syngnathiformes, Syngnathidae.